Molecule: messenger RNA, 2507 nt
Organism: Cheilinus undulatus (humphead wrasse)
Lineage: Eukaryota; Metazoa; Chordata; Actinopteri; Labriformes; Labridae
Gene: rundc3ab
Product: RUN domain containing 3Ab
Exons: 11
Coding region: 194-1489 (431 amino acids)
Cellular component (GO): cytosol
Source: RefSeq, a predicted model, not a curated record
CCAACACACUGCAUACCCCGGUGUGUCUCAUGUCUUCUCCGUCCUGAAAAAAAGCUCUGCUGCCGGCUGACAGCGGCUCUGAUGCGGGCAGGCAGCAUCCUCCCGUCUCUCUUGGUCAUCCUGAAGGAGUGAAUGAGGAGGGCCGGUGGCCGACAGGGAGGGGUCCUUUGAUAUCAGGGCUGCCUCCUCCUGGAUGGAGCCCGGCUGUGUGCAGGCAGCGAUGGCCAUGGGAGAUGUCUCGAAAAAAGCGUCGACUCGGAACGUAGCGGUGGAGCGAAAAAACCUCAUCACCGUGUGCAGGUUUUCCGUAAAGACGCUCUUAGAGAAAUACACCGCUGAGCCCAUAGAUGAUUCAUCUGAGGAGUUCAUCAACUUUGCAGCCAUCCUUGAACACAUCCUCAGCCAUCGCUUUAAAGGCUCAGGUAGCUGGUUCGAUGGCCAGAGGAGUUUCUGGGACUACAUCCGUUUGGCCUGUGCUAAAGUCCCCAACAGUUGCAUCAGCAGCAUCGAGAGCAUGGAGAACAUCAGCGCCUCACGGGCCAAGGGUCGAGCCUGGAUGAGAGUUGCUCUUAUGGAGAAGAGGAUGUCUGAAUACAUCGCUACUGCUCUCCGGGACAGCAGAACGACCAGGCGGUUCUAUGCGGAAGGAGCCAUCGUUUUACGAGAAGAAGCCACAGUACUAACAGGGAUGCUCAUAGGUCUUGGAGCCAUAGACUUUAGUUUCUGUCUAAAAGGGGAGGCAUUUGAUGGGAAAUCUCCUGCUGUGAUCGACUACACUCCAUACUUGAAAUUCACACAAAGCUAUGAAUAUCUGAGUGAUGAUGACGAUAGACAGAGCAUCGACAGCAGCACGAGUGAUGACAGCAUCCCUGAGCAUCCUUACAUCCCCCUGGUCACUGAUGACGAGAGCUGGAGCACAAAGUGUCGCAAGAUGGAGCAGAGGUUCAAAAUUGUCAAUGCUCAAAAGGGUUACCUAGAGGAGCUGGUGCGACUGCGUGAGUCUCAGCUGAAAAACACAGAAACAGAGAACAAGAAGCUGAAGGCUCGACUAGAGGAGCUUCAAAACCACAGCCAGCAAGAGAAGAAGGACCUAGAAGCCAUAGUGCUCGAACUUCAGGAGCAACUGACCAGCUUGCUUCCAUGUGACUCCAACCACCUGGCCAAGAACCUUUCAAUCCCCUUGGUCAACCAGUGGCCGACAUUGCAGCCUUACAACAGCCAAGACGACAUCAAGUUGUUCCGCAGGAGAAGUUUCCCCAGCUCAGAACUGCUGUCAGUGGAGAUCAGUCUAGAUUCAGAGUCCCAGAGGAUGGAUGGAAAGCAGAACGGAGGAGCCUGGUGCACAGAAAAGGACUACACCCCUUCCAUGAUGGGCCUCUGUGGAUCCUUGGCCUCCCUCCCAAGCUGCAAGUCUCUCGCUAGCCUCAAGUCCAGCGAGUGCCUGGUCAACAUCAGCACAGAGAAUAGCCCUGCCCUGUCACCCAGCUAGGGGGCGCCAAAGAAACACUGCCGACCAUUUGACAGAGACAAUUCAACAUGGACACAAAACUUUUGAUAGGCACUCGGUUGUGGCCCUUUCGUGAUUCCCUUUACGCUCUGAGCCCUGCACUCUAAACCUACACCUUUUAAGAGUUUGUGAAGGAGGGAUCUUCUUGUCUGGGACUGUUAAACAAAGUUGCCGAAAAAGCUGCUGUACUGCCUGUCGGCCUCCGUCAGUUUCAUUGUCUUGACAUUAUUAAGCCUCCUAAAAUGCAAACAGCUGGCUCAAGUUUGAGCUCCCAUAAGUUACAAAGCUUGUUUUUGUACGAUUACAGUCAUGCAUAUGUUCUGGUCACAUUCAACAAACUCAUUGUAGGCUUGUUCUGUACAUGUUAGUCCAUUUGUCUGUGUCUGAUCAGUCUGUCAGUGUUCGUCGUUCUGCCUGUUGCAUACUGCAGAGCAGAAUAGAUGAGCUGUUAUAACCUAUUGCAAAAAAAAAAAACAAUGUUUUGCCAUAUAAUAUUACACUACUAUAAGAAAGAAAAAAAGAGUGGCCAGACAUUUAUGAUGAAGAUUAUUUAAAGAUUAACAGAGGAUAAAUGGAGUUAGGGCCUCAUUCAGUCAUAAUGUAGAGUAGAUACAGAUUUUAGGAUGUGAAAUAAAACACUUGUCAGGCUGCCAAGGUUUGCAGAGUCAAUGUGAACAUAAAGAAACAGACAUAAAAUCUAUUGCAUACAAAUGCAAAGUGCAUUGGGACUAUGCAGAAUGAAUGUUUUCAUUGUCUUUUUCUACAGACCUUGCUUGAUAGAGUAGUUUGAGCAGGACAGAAACAGUGAAUGUGAAAGGUGGGUAUGUGUGUCAUUAAUUUUCUAUUUUUUUGCCCUCAUUUAUUUUUGUCAUGAAUUGUUCCCUUAAUGUUAUUAUUUAUUUCUUGUCAGACUUAAUCGUAUUAUUUGCUGUCAUGUAAACUACAAUCUCAUGCAGCGUUGAAAGCUGGGAUACAUUGUGUUGUUUAAGAUUGCAAUAAA